AUGUUAUUCAUUAGAAUAUUCAUUUAUAAAUAUUCUAUUUAUGAUAAUAAUCAAACAUUUGGAGAUCGAAUUCAAAAUUUAAAAUAUUCAAAUACAGAAAUGAAAGAUCCAAAUAUAUUCUCUAAAUAUUUGUAUGGUAUUGCAUCCAUUGGUAUUCCAUAUUUAUAUGAAAGAGUUUGCAAAAGUCAAUAUUUAAAUAUUGAAUAUUUAAAGAGAUUUGAAUAUUAUUACAAAACAUUAGAAUUUAUUAAUUUUAUAAUAUUUCUAUAUCAAGGAAAAUAUAAAUCUCUCAUUGAUAGAAUAUUUCAUUGGAGAAAGGUAUAUGCUACCAGAUUUAUGAUUAGACAAUUAUCAUUUGAUUAUAUGAAUACAGAAUUGAUAUGGAAUGGAUUAGCAGAAACCAUCUUAUUUAUUGCUCCUUUAAUUAAUUUUAAAAAAUUAUUGACAUUUUUAAAUCGAGUAUGGGAUUGGAUGACAAGUCGAAUGAGAAAAGAUUUGAGAAUGUGGAUUGAGAAUAUAUCACAACAUGAGACUCUCAAGAAGGAUAUGAAUUCUACAAGUCUUAAUACGAUCCAUGAUACUACUAUUACUGGUACUACUUCUACUCUUCAAUCAUCCUCUUCAUUGACAAUGAUCAACAACAACUCUUCUGAAUACUAUUCCAAUCAAGAAUGUCCAUUUUGUAAUGCUAAUCCUAUUUUAAUACCCUAUGUGAGUCAUGAUGGUGCAUGUAAACAUCGAUUCUGUUAUUAUUGUAUUGAAAAUGCAUUAUUGAAUGAUUCAAGUGAUCAUUGUGUGAAUUGUCCAUCAUGUUCCAAAGAAAUUACAAAAUCAAAAAGAUUUUAUAGAUAG
Messenger RNA from Naegleria lovaniensis, 852 nucleotides. RefSeq names its product Peroxin 2 (Pex2), putative. NCBI's taxonomy places the organism in Eukaryota, Heterolobosea, Eutetramitea, Acrasida, Naegleriidae. The coding region runs from base 1 to 852 and encodes 283 amino acids. Gene Ontology annotation, cellular component: peroxisomal membrane. The record is from RefSeq and is a predicted model, not a curated record. The transcript is spliced from 2 exons. Gene Ontology annotation, molecular function: zinc ion binding. Gene Ontology annotation, biological process: protein import into peroxisome matrix.